AAAUUGGCAUUUCAUUUUCCACCCAAUCCAAUCCAAUCCCUCACUAUAGCAAUCCCCACUACAACUCCUUUCAAAUCUGCUCAUUCAAUUCACAUUUCCAAUUUCCACCAUUGAUUUGCUAAACUAUUCUUCAGAUAGACAGAAAACGUCAAACGAUGGUUUUCUCUUCAGUUAUAUCACCAUCACCUGUCCUACUCCUCCCUAGAAGGCUUCCUAAUCGUCGCCUAUCGAAACCCAGAUUGUCAAUUCACUCUUCUUCUUCUUCUUUGUCGAUUUCAGGCAAUUCGAAGUCGACCCAGUUCGAUUUGAAGACUUAUUGGACGACCCUUAUGUCCGAGAUCAACCAGAAGCUAGACCAGGCUAUUUCGAUUCAGUACCCAGAGCAGAUCUAUGAGGCCAUGAGAUAUUCCGUGCUCGCAAAGGGAACCAAGCGGGCCCCGCCUGUCAUGUGUGUGGCUGCCUGUGAGCUAUUCGGUGGUAAUCGUCUCGCGGCCUUUCCUACUGCUUGUGCUCUUGAAAUGGUCCAUGCAGCUUCUUUGAUUCAUGAUGAUCUUCCCUGCAUGGAUGAUGCCUCAUCACGCCGAGGCCAGCCUUCAAACCAUGUAGUCUAUGGUGUUGACAUGGCAAUCCUUGCUGGGGAUGCACUUUUCCCUCUUGGCUUCCGCCACAUUGUCUACAACACACCCUCAGAUCUUGUUCCAGAGUCUCGCCUUCUCCGAGUGAUUGUUGAGAUUGCUCGUGCUGUGGGUUCCACAGGAAUGGCUGCUGGUCAGUUCCUUGACCUUGAAGGUAGUCCAAAUUCUAUAGAGUUUGCUCAAGAGAAAAAAUAUGGUGAAAUGGGUGAGUGCUCUGCAGUGUGUGGAGGAUUGCUGGCUGGGGCUGAAGAUCAUGAGAUACAAAGGUUGAGGAGGUAUGGAAGAGACGUUGGGGUAUUAUAUCGAGUGAUUAAUGAUAUAUUGGAAGCGAGAACGACGAGUAAAGAAGAUGAGAAUAAGAAAAAGAAAGGGAAGAGUUAUGUCAGUCUAUAUGGGAUUGAGAAGGCAAUGGAGGUUGCAGAAGAGCUGAGAACCAAGGCUAGGAAGGAACUAGAUGGGUUUGAGAAGUACGGCGAGAGAGUAGAGCCGCUAUAUGGCUUUGUCGAUUAUGCUGCUGAAAGAGGUUUCAGUCUGGAGAGUUGAAUUGAUGAUGGUGUUUUAGUUACUCCUCUUCUGGAGAUCCUUGUCCUUAGGAGUGUCUUAUAGAUUAGAUGGACGGAAAAGGAUGUCAUAAUCAUAACAUCAUUGGCAUUCGUAUUUUAAUGGGUCUUGAAGCUGUUGUAGGUGAAGUUCUUAAUUCUUGUAGCUGUAGAUCAAUUCAACUGGUGGGGUUUCCGUGGACGAAAAACCCUGUUGGCGGGGUAGAUGGUGAGGUAACAACAUCAGCCAUGUUUGAUUUUUCCUGUCUGAAUGUUCAGCUAGGUCUUCUCAGAGGCUAUCUGCACGUAAAUUGAAGUACUUGUAUUGAUGUUCUGGCCUGGAGAUCCUUGUCAGUAAUUGGGAGGAGUAAACAGAGUUAGACAGGACAAGCUGCAUGCUGGAUAGUUUUUAGGAUGAAUCUUUUUCAUUUUCCAGACUCAAUUUUAAGUCAUUUUUCUGUCAAGUCAGUGGAAUAUCAAAUGAAACUGAAAUAUUUUAAAUAUUUAAGUUAAAUUACUCUUUAUGUUCUGGAAAUUAAUCAAAAUUAAUGUAUAUAUGCUUUGGUCUUUUUUAAAA
This is a messenger RNA of Manihot esculenta (cassava), 1751 nucleotides long. RefSeq names its product heterodimeric geranylgeranyl pyrophosphate synthase small subunit, chloroplastic. The record is from RefSeq and is a predicted model, not a curated record. The transcript has 2 exons. Gene Ontology annotation, molecular function: prenyltransferase activity. Gene Ontology annotation, biological process: isoprenoid biosynthetic process. Bases 156 to 1178 code for a protein of 340 amino acids. NCBI's taxonomy places the organism in Eukaryota, Viridiplantae, Streptophyta, Magnoliopsida, Malpighiales, Euphorbiaceae.